UAAUACUGCAGCCUGGCAACGCAACGGAGGAACUUCUGAUGGUAGAGGAAAUGAAACUAGACGGCAUGGGAACAACAGAAACAUGAUGAAUUAACACUCAUGACUGGAUUGGAAGUACUGAGAGGUCCAUCUGGAAGGCCAUAAUGCCUCUGAUGGCCGUGAUGCCAUCAUCCUCGCUGCUGAUGCUGGUGGUACCAUCAGUGUGGAUUUCAGAGAAAGCAAGCUGAGGUUUAUGAAAAUUCUUGAGACUUUGGAGUUUCCUCGCCCCCGCCAGAAUCUGUUGGGUUUGCGGAUAUAAGCAGGGAGAAAAGACUGAUGGAGAGAAUGGAUGCAGUAUUAUGUGACUGACUCAAGUCUGUAGCAUUAACUGCUACUCAGAUUGGGAGCAGGAAUAUGUCUCCUGGAUUCUUGAUGUCUGUUUAAGCCUCUGUGCUAGGAUGCCUCGCUAUUAUGCUUUUAAAGGACAGAUGGUAAUGAGGUCCAAAACAAACUAUUGUUGCUCAAUAUUCUCAAAGAAAAGAUGAAGAAAAUAGAGUACUUCAGUAAUAUCAGCUUUUAGUCAAGAAACAUGCACCUACACCCAUGUAUUAUGCUAGCUCACCUGCUCUUCUGGAGUAUUAGGUCUUCGACUUCAUUAUUCCAACACAUGGCAUACAAGGGAGAGCAGAUGAAGAAAGGAUGAGAGGUGAAACAAGUGCAGAUGAGAGAGAAGUGGAGGUAAAAGUCAAAACCAGAAGGAGGAGAAUGAGGAAGACAAGAAACCGCACAUCCUGGAGAUGGCCUGAAUUCAAUGUAAGCUGCAGAUAUGGAGGAGUGUUCCACGUGGAGAAAAAUGGUCGCUACAGUCUCACGCGAACUGAAGCAAUUGAGCUCUGUAGAGCUCUCAAUAGUACUCUGGCAACACUGGAGCAAUUUGAAAGAGCUCAUGAACUUGGAUUUGAAACUUGCAGGUAUGGUUUUAUAGUGGGGCAUAUCGUUAUCCCACGAAUCAAUCCAUAUCAUCUUUGUGCAGCGAAUCAUACAGGCAUUUACAAACUUUCAGCAAAUACAACUGGCCGGUAUGAUGCAUAUUGUUACAAUGCAACAGAAUCGAGGAACAAAGUAUGUGAGCCAGUUGAAAGAAUAGAUACUUCUUUCCUCAGUAAUCAAAGUCAAAUAGUUAUUGACAAUGAGGAUGGCUCACGUUAUAAUGCAGAUGGCACGCGUCAUAGUGGAGACUCCUCAACCUCUGGUGUGGAUGAUGAAAAUUUAGGUAGUGGAUCAAUACAUGACACAACUCCAGGGGAUACCUCUAUCAGGAGAUCAAGUACUUCAUAUUAUGGAAGUGUUACUCCUAUCUCACAUAUGCCAGAUCAUUCUUCUGGAGGAGGCGAAAAAGACUUUCCUGUGAAACAUUAUGAUGAUGAAAUUUCCCCUGCAUCAACUGAAAUCUUGGCAACGACUAGUGAUUUCCCCAAAGAAGAUGAUGUACAGCAUCCUGCAAGUACUAGGUCUACAUCCAGUAUAGGUAGUGAUCAGGGACCAUACAAUGGAGACGGUGAACCUACUCCUGUCCCUGGAGAGUCCACAACAACAACUGUAAAGUCACAACCAAGGUCAGCCCCCGUACCAGAGUGGCUGAUCAUCGUUGCCGCUCUUCUGGCACUGGCAUUGAUCCUUGCAGUGUGCAUCGCCGUUAACAGCCGGAGGAGAUGUGGGCAGAAGAAAAAGCUAGUCAUUAAUAAUGGCAAAGGUGCAGUGGAGGACAGGAAGACAAGAGAAUUAAAUGGAGACGCCAGCAAAUCACAAGAAAUGGUGCACUUGGUUCACAAAGAACAGUCAAAUGACCAAACAGGAGCAUGUGAUGAAUUCCUCACCGUUGAUGAAACACAAAAUCAUCAGGAGGUUGACAUGAAGAGCGGAGUGUAGCGGUACAAAGUCGCCAAAUAGAUCAGUGCUGGGAAAAUCAAAACCACACGGACCUUGGGCAGGAAUUCACAGAUGCACUGUGCUACUGAUGUCUUUUGAGCACAAUUAAGUUUAAAUUUUCUUCAUUUUUAAUUAUUUUAACGUGAUGUCCGAGUUACAAAAUUGACAUUUGCUUUCUGAAAUAAGCCCCAAGUGUUGCAGUCAGUUCCCAAUUCCUACGCAGAGGGCACUUACUGUGUCCUGGGCAUGUGGCAUGUCAUUGUUCCCCAGAUGCAGUGCCUUCGCUGUGCGGAGAUACAGAAGCAUCCAGUUGCUCCAUCUUACAGGCAUUUAAGGUACUAAACUUGUCAUGGUACAACAGUAAGUGAGUAACAGAUGUCAAGAGCCAAAAUAAAAAAGGCUUAAAACAAAAGUGCCUCCUAUACAAUGCCUAACCCAGCAGAAUCCACCAGCAAUGCCUUCCAGCCAGGAAGAGCGGUAGGUGCAUUCAAAGUCUGCCAGUAAAAGCAAAAAGUGACAUUUUGUAGUGAUUGAUGACUUGGUCUGUAACAAGAGAAACCCGAAAGGACAAAGUUUAUUUAUCUCUGUUUUAAAAUGUCUGUGGGCAUACAGCAAGUUUUAUUGAGAGGGGGAACAAAGGGAGAAAAACAUGAGCUGAUACAUAAUAAACUUCUCUUCUUUGUAAUCUUAACACAAUCUGUACAAAUAUCCUUGAGUUUCUGAGGUGUCUGAUGCUCUUUCCCCUCCCUCCUUCACUGAUCACAGUUUGUGUAUGUUUUUUAAGGAUUCAGUUAGUAAAAUUAAUGAAAUAGAAUGACCCCCAGCUCUGUUGUGAAUGCACAAAUCAAGCAAUUGGAAGUCAUCAGAGAUGAUAACAGCAUUUUUAUUUCAGAAUAAUAGGGCUCUCUCUUCUCCUGCUCCAUUUUACUUAGGAGAUGCUGAGCCCAGAGCUUGUUUCUCCCGUAACUGUUGUAUUGCACCGGUUUGCCAAUAUUUUAAAAGUUACUUUUGUACAAUCUUGCUCACUUCUGAUUUCUGUUUCAUCCACUUUUUCCUUCUUCUUGUCAAAAAUGCCAAAAGAAAAAUUGUUGGUAAGAGAAGCUGAAAUUUUACAGAAAAAAAAUCGAUGAAAUUUUAAGGAAACUCUCCCAGUAAUGUAAUAUAGUAACAUAGCUGCAGCUGCAUUGUUGUACACUUUUGUUUUGUCCUUGUAUGUCUGUUAUGUGAAGUAAUUGUAUUAAGCUAUGAUGCUGUGCAUUAUAUUGAUAAGAACUGCCAGAAAGAAAGUUAUUUACUACCAGUGAUCUGUGCCAUUUUUAAGAAAGCAUAUUGGAGUGGAGAAUAACUUCUAAUGGGGCUGCCUCAGAAAAAAUGCAAGUAAAACCAACCAGAGGCAACUGCAAGCAGCGAGGUCUGUGUUAGCUGGGAUGGGAAUGUUUGGUAAGAGAUGUUUGGAGGUACCUGUUCCCUGACCAAAGCACCUGCACUGGAAAACAUUCUGCUAACGCAUGUUAUUUUAUGCUCUCCAUCUGAAGCAGUGCAGAGGAUGAGCUUUCUGCUGGCUACAUGCUAACAUUAGCUAGCUCUGGUCUUUACUGGAACACGAAACACAACCAAAAUCAUGAUUAUGGUUCUCAUUUUACAGCCCUUCAGCAGUUUCCCAAGUGUUCCAUCGAGUUGCUCAGAGCCGUGGUAUCUGCAGGCAGAUCUCCUCAGGGAAAAUGUGCACCUGGGCAAAAGGCCCCAAGACGAGGUGUGAUUUCAGUGUACACGGAGGAUGCUUUCUGACUCUGUGUAUGUCUCAACUAUGGGCAGUCCAAGAGUGUUCAAACAAGCUGAAGCCAAUAAGGACAAGGUGACGUACACUGUCAGUACAUGUGGCCCAUUGUCAAACCUCUCAGCCCAAUCAUAAGCACAUAUUUUAAUACUGAGCUGUGCUGUGCGAACUCUGUUGAUGGUCUGCGUUGGUUUUUGUUUAAUCCCAUAGGGUUUUAAUGCAAGCUUUUCUAUUUGUUAUUAUAAAUUGAAAUGAUCUAUCGAAGGCUGUGUUUAAACUGGUAUUACAUACACAUUUCUCUAAGUGUGGAGAUCCAGAAUAAGAAUUUUGCCUCUUUUUAAAUCUUAAUUUAAUAUAAGCCUCAAUCAAAAGGAGAUCAUUCCCUGUCUUGAAGGGUAAAUGUUCUUAAAAAAAAUAAAAAGGGCCACAUCAUUUUAUUCAUCUUCCUAGAGAGAUGUUGAGAAAAUGGAGAAAUCCACCCAUCGUUCUAAUUUAUCUCAUGCUCGGUACCUAUGAAAGUAUGGACCACACUUGUUGGCUUCUUUUUAUAUUUUUAAUAGGGAGAUGCUCAAUUUCUCUUCAAAAAGGCAAUGCCGUUAUUUUAUAUAUGCUGAUUCUUUUUAGAUGAUGUUGUGCAACUGAUGCAUAAUUAAGUUUCAUUACAGUUUCAAAACUAGAUGGCCAUUUCAUACAUGUAAUAUAGUGCAUAUUUUUAUUAAUCUCGGUUUUAUUAUUUCAGGGGUUGUUGUGUGUAUGUAUUUUUUAUAUAGAGCACUAGAUAUAUUUGCAUAUUUAUUUAACAGAUUAAUCAAAAUUAAAGAAAAUAUCAUCUCUAAAUUGUAAUUAGAAAAAGUAUUGCCAAAAAAUACCACACGGAACUGUAAAAUAACCUUCCAAAAAUAAACUUCAUUCCAUGUUGAGGGUAAGAAGUGAGAUCGAUGUUGCUAGUGGGAGAGGAGAAGUGUUUGGCAGGCUGGUCAUACAGAGCCAAGGUCAGAUCUCCUGCUUGCAGCUCCCAGCCAGAACCAGCUGAAGGCUGCGGGACCUCUCGUGCUCCACCAGCCUCCCAUGGGCCCCCAUAUACAGGGGGUUAGCGACAAGCUCAGCUCCCUCGGAGCACACAGCUCAGUCCAAGUUAAGGUGGAUGCAGUGAGAUGGAAAUAAUGUUUAAAGCAAUAAGUAUAUUUAAAGGAGAGGUGAUAUUUUUACAAGAAUAUAGUAUUUUCAUUGAACGAUCCUGGGUGAUGGUUUCACCUGUAUUUCUUGAAGAUCCUAAAAGGAAUGUUUGAUUAAAUCAGAGAAAGGAUGUA
Messenger RNA from Numida meleagris (helmeted guineafowl), 4995 nucleotides. RefSeq names its product CD44 molecule (Indian blood group) (gene CD44). Gene Ontology annotation, biological process: positive regulation of ERK1 and ERK2 cascade; cell adhesion; inflammatory response. The transcript is spliced from 13 exons. NCBI's taxonomy places the organism in Eukaryota, Metazoa, Chordata, Aves, Galliformes, Numididae. Gene Ontology annotation, cellular component: macrophage migration inhibitory factor receptor complex; basolateral plasma membrane; plasma membrane. Bases 679 to 1908 code for a protein of 409 amino acids. The record is from RefSeq and is a predicted model, not a curated record. Gene Ontology annotation, molecular function: cytokine receptor activity; hyaluronic acid binding.